Messenger RNA from Argiope bruennichi, 4119 nucleotides. RefSeq names its product glutamate receptor ionotropic, kainate 2-like. Gene Ontology annotation, molecular function: transmitter-gated monoatomic ion channel activity involved in regulation of postsynaptic membrane potential; glutamate-gated receptor activity. Gene Ontology annotation, biological process: monoatomic ion transport; modulation of chemical synaptic transmission; synaptic transmission, glutamatergic. The transcript has 15 exons. Bases 544 to 3219 code for a protein of 891 amino acids. The record is from RefSeq and is a predicted model, not a curated record. Lineage: Eukaryota; Metazoa; Arthropoda; Arachnida; Araneae; Araneidae. Gene Ontology annotation, cellular component: plasma membrane; postsynaptic membrane.
GAGGAUAUAAUUCCGCGACUGCGUUAAAAAAGAUCUUCAGUGGUGAGUGAAGUGCGGCGCAUGCGCAUUAAGUAGGUAUCGAGUCGUGGCGGUGCGAGGAGUACUUGUCCGCGGGAGAGCUCAGUAAGAAUACGGCCCAUGGUUGAAGUUAGAUCUUACCCCCUGGCACAGCACCGAAGUUUUCUCGCUCUAGCAUGUUGCUGAAAGAUCCCGGAAACUAGUUGAAACUCGUUCCAAACGAUUUUUCGCUGCUGCAAACGAUUUUUUCCAUUGUUUUUUCUCACUUAAGUUACAAUUACCUUAACAUAAUGGUAUCCAUUUAAAUUGUUUUAAAUAAAGGAAAGUUAAUUGCCAACUUUUUUGUGAAAGAUAAAAGUUAUCGGCACAUUAUUUGGAGAGAGUAUUACAAAAGAAGGAACAAUAAUUCCGAUUUAAAUUUUGUGACAAUGAAGCGAUGAUUUAUUUUGUGGUGUUAAAAUCAGUAGUGUGAGUAGUUAAAGUUAACUUCGUUCUCCGAGUGUUUUGGGAUUUCGAUUUGGAAAUAUGCGUUGCCGCAGACGGAGAAUUUGGAUCUGGUUGCUGCAAGUAAUUACGGUUUCUGUGCUGAUUUCUUCCGUGACAGCUUUACCGGAAGUUAUUAAAAUCGGAGGUCUUUUUGAAACGAAUGACAACCAAGAUUUAGCAUUUCGUAAGGCCAUUGAGAUGAUCAAUACGGAUGAAUCAAAGCUUCCGAGAGCCAAACUGCAAGCGAAGGUUAGAGAGGUCGCCCCUCAGGAUAGCUUUCGGGCACUUAAGACAGCAUGCGACUUUUUGGAAGAAGGAAUGGCUGCCAUAAUCGGUCCAAAAUCUCCGUCCAACAUUGGCGUGCUACACUCCAUCUGCGACACUUUCCAAAUCCCUUUGUUUCUGACUCAUUGGGCACCCAGAAGUACGCCUCGCAAUCAAGUCAUUAAUCUUUUUCCAGACAGUCGAGUCUUAGCAACCGCAUUCACAGAAUUCAUUAAACAGGACUCCUGGAAAUCAUUCACUCUCAUUUUCGAGGACAAUGAAGCCUUAAUUCGUCUUCAAGAGAUUUUACAACUUCCCACAUCAGCAAAGCAGUCACAGAUGAAAAUAACUCUACGCCACGUUAAACCAGAUCAAGACUUCACAAAAUUCAUGAAAGAUUUAUCAAAACUUAGAGAAACAAACUUUGUUGUUGAUUUGCCAUUACAUCGUGUGAGAGAAUUAUUUAUUGCAGCUGACAAGUUAAACAUGAUGACUGAAUAUCAAAGAUAUUUAUUAACUUCUCUAGAUGUUCAUACUGUGGAUUGGUCGCAGAGUAUAAUUGGAAGGUCGAAUAUUACAGCUUUUCGACUAAUCAACCCAAAUAAUGAAGAAUACAAGCGAUUCUUAGAUGAAUGGAUAUUUUCAGAGCAGACUGCAGGGAAAGAAAUAUCCAGCAAACAACCAAUAACGACAGAGGCCGCUCUCCUGUACGAUGCCGUUUUGUUAUUGUCACGUGCUCUGUACGACCUGGAUCGUGGAAAUCCAAUUACACCAAAAUCACUCUUCUGCGAUGGCUCAGAUGUGUGGGAGGAAGGAAGAGCGAUUGCUAAUUACAUCACAAAAGUACCAAUGGAAGGUGCAAGCGGAAGUAUAAAGCUCAAUCUAAACGGCCAACGAACAACAUUUUCAUUGGACAUUAUAAAAGUAACGAAAAGAGGCAUAGUAAAGACUGGCUCAUGGGAUACAGAGAAACGUUUCACGUAUAAGAAAGAAGAAAAGGAUGCUUUUAGCGAUGCUAAAGAUCUGUUGAAAAAUGCAACUUUGAAGGUCACGACGAUUAUAAAUAAUCCAUACAUGAUGAAGAAAUUGCCAGAAAAUGCUUAUACAGGCAAUGAUAGAUAUGAAGGCUAUUGCAAAGACUUAUUGGAAAAAUUAUCUGAAAAAUUUGGCUUCAAAUUCAUUAUUCAACCUGUAAAAGACGGCGGUUAUGGUGCAUUAAAGGACGGCGAAUGGAAUGGAAUGGUAGGAGAGUUACUAAAAAGGGAAGCCGAUAUUGCAGUAGCUGAUUUAUCAAUCACUUUCGAUAGAGAAAGUGCCGUGGAUUUCACGAUGCCUUUCAUGAAUUUGGGGAUCAGCAUCCUAUUCAAGAAACCUGCGAAAAAAAACCCUCCAUUGUUUUCCUUUUUUCAGCCACUCUCAAUCGAGGUUUGGUUUUACAUGGCUACAGCAUACCUAGGUAUAACUCUGUACCUUUUCAUUCUCGCAAGGCUGAGCCCAUAUGAGUGGAUAUAUCCGAGUCCUCAGCGGCCAGAUUCAAAUGUUGUAGAAAAUCGAUUUACUCUCACUAAUAGUUUGUGGUUCAUGAUGGGUUCGUUAAUGAGAAGAGGAUGUGAUUUUCUGCCAAGAGCAAUUUCGACGAGAAUGGUAGCAAGCAGUUGGUGGUUUUUCACUCUCAUUAUGAUUUCAUCCUACACGGCCAAUUUAGCCGCUUUCUUAACUGCUCAAAGGAUGACUUCACCCAUUGAGAGUGCCGCAGAUCUCGCCAAGCAGACAGCUAUUCAGUACGGAUGUGUGUAUGGAGGAUCAACAAUGAAUUUUUUCCGGACUUCGACCUAUCCCAUUUACAAAAGGAUGUGGUCCUUUAUGGAAUCGCAAAGACCUUCCGUAUUUCCCGAAGAUAAUUAUAAAGGUAUUGAACGAGUCAAAAUGGGAAACUACGCUUUUCUCAUGGAAUCGACGAGCAUUGAAUACGUCACUGAAAGGAAUUGCGAUCUGACUCGGAUUGGAGGAGAACUGGAUUCAAAAGGAUAUGGAAUAGCUACUCCACCAGGUUCCCCUUACCGAGGCAUCCUGUCUAGUGGAAUUUUGGCCCUUCAAGAAUCUCAGCAGCUCCAGAUACUGAAGGACAAGUGGUGGAAGGCAACUCAAAAAUGCCCGGAUGAUUCAGGUUCCUCUUCAGCAGAGAUGGGAAUCCGGAAUGUGGGUGGCGUGUUCUUGGUUUUAGGUAUCGGAUCCAUAUUGGGGGCCAUAAUCGUCAUACUUGAAUUUGUAUGGAAGGCCAACAAGAUGCUCGAUAGAGAGUCCAUACCAGUGAUGCUAUGGCAUGAGCUUAAAGCCACCCUCUCCUUCCGUGGUUCGACAAGACCAGCUCCCAAAGAUGAGGAAGAACCGUCAGUAGAAAAAAUGCCCAUGGUGAACAUGGGCAAAAUAGAAGACUUUAAAUUCUCAUGACAUGUUGUACAUCCAAAUAUUUUAAAUUAUUCAAAAAUUUUAAUGGGCUGUUUCCGCUUUCUUACUUUUAUCGAUUAUAUAAAUUAGGACAAAAUCUAUUCAUGAUUUUAAUAAAAAGGACUUUUUACAAAAUAUAAUCAUCAAUAGCACAACAUGCAAAAGAUGAGGUCAUAAUUUUAACUUCCAUUUUUUUUACGGAAAUGCUUUAUGGAAUUUCUUUUAAAAUAAUAAUAUAGGAAUAUAUUAUUUUCAAUACAAUUACCUAUUAAAUAAUUUAAAUAAGCAAAAUUUGAUGAAACAUUAUAACAAAUAAACAUUUUGCUUAUUAACUUCUAAUGGAAGUCUGGCUAAUCUAAAAAUGUCUUGAAGCAACAAAUAACAACCAUUUCUUCUUUUUCUGAACACCGAGGCUUUAUAAAACUGCAUUCUUAAAAUUAAAGUGAUUAUCAGUACUAAGGAAGUACCAACUGUUUAGUAUUAUGGUCAAAUAAAUUCACAUGAAUUUCGGCAUUCAACAUUUAUAAACAAAAAUUUAUCAUUGUUUUAAAAAAAAAGUUAAAUAAUUUUUCAGAAAAAAUAAGAAAUUGAUACUGUAAGAUAACUUGUACAUAUUUUUGACUUAAUAUGUGUUUGUGGAAGCGAAAAUAGCCCUCUGUUUGAUGUUUUUAUGAGUUUAAAUGUGCCUGAAAUUGCAGGAAAAAUCUUAAAUUCUGCAAGUGUUUUAUCCUUUCAGCAACAAGGAUUCUCGAGUUGUUGCGUUACAUUAAACCACUCAACAGAGCUUUAACCACUCACCGACAUCACCAAGAUAACUGUAGCGUGGAAUAUAUUUUACUAUGAAAAAUCCAAACAAAACUGUAGCAUUUCUUAUGCGUAAUAAAUAUAUAUUUGUUGAAUCAA